ACACAGUCUUGGGGAGUGGUCAAGCCCGAGGAGCAUCCGGGAAAGACGGAGGACCGCGCGCAUCAUGAUCCGAAACCUCACCGCAUGAAAGCGCUCACAUCCCCAUCUCCAGCUCUCAUCCACAGAAAGGCAUCAUGAUUCCCGUGAUGGAAUUCCGUCAGUUCUCUGAACAGCAGCCGGCGUUCAGAGUCCUGAAGCCGUGGUGGGAUGUGUUUACUGACUAUCUGUCUGUGAUCAUGCUCAUGAUUGGAGUGUUUGGAUGCACUCUUCAGGUCAUGCAAGAUAAAAUCAUCUGCCUUCCUCAGAGAAUAUCAUCACCUCCAGAGAACACAAGCGAAGUGGAUGUGAAGUCAUUGUUACUACUGCAAUCCAACAUUUCAGCCGUACCAAGAGAAAUGACAGGCCUAAAAACUGAUCUGGACCUCCAACAGUACAGCUUCAUCAACCAGAUGUGCUAUGAGAAGGCACUGCAUUGGUAUGCCAAAUACUUUCCUUAUUUAGUUCUGAUUCACACUUUGGUUUUCAUGGUGUGUAGCAACUUCUGGUUCAAAUUCCCUGGCUCGAGCUCUAAAAUAGAGCGUUUCAUCUCCAUGCUUGGCAAGUGCUUCGACUCUCCCUGGACCACACGAGCUUUGUCUGAGGUGUCUGGAGAGAAUCCCGAAGAAAACGACCAUAAAAAGAGCCCGACGACAAGGUCCAACAUUGCUGUGUCUCCUGGAGAAGGAAGUCUGGAGAAGACACAGUCCCUCAGGUCUAUUCCUGAGAAGGUUGUCGUUGAGAAGCCAUCAGCAAGUGUUCUUGAUAAAAAGGAGGGUGAACAAGCCAAAGCCCUUUUUGAAAAGGUAAAGAAGUUCCGUCUACACGUUGAAGAAGGAGACAUUCUCUAUCUAAUGUAUGUUCGGCAGACAGUAUUCAAAGUGAUUAAAUUCCUCCUGAUCAUUGCCUAUAACAGUUCUCUGGUGAAUAAAGUAAGAAACAGAGUUCGCUGUGAAGUCGAGAUCCAGGACAUGACAGGCUACAAAGACUUUGAAUGUAAUCACACCAUGGCUCACCUGUUUUCUAAGCUUUCUUACUGUUACUUGUGUUUAGUGGCUGUGUAUGGACUAACCAGCCUCUACACCUCUUACUGGCUGUUUUACCGCUCGCUGAAAGAAUACUCCUUUGAGUAUGUGCGGCAGGAAACAGGGAUUAAUGAUAUCCCAGACGUCAAGAAUGACUUUGCUUUCAUGCUCCACAUGAUUGAUCAGUACGACCCAUUGUAUUCAAAGCGAUUUGCGGUUUUUCUUUCCGAGGUCAGUGAGAACAAACUGAAACAGCUCAACCUGAAUCAUGACUGGACUGCAGAGAAGUUACGUCAGAGACUCCAGACGAACACCAACAACCGGCUUGAACUCCAGCUGUUCAUGCUCCCUGGGUUGCCUGACACCGUCUUUGAGUUGACAGAGCUUCAGUCACUGAAGCUAGAGAUCAUCAACAAUAUCACCAUCCCCGCCUCAGUCUCUCAGCUGAAAGACCUCCAGGAGCUGUCUCUGUACCAGUGCUCUUUAAAGCUGCACACAUCGGCUACCUCCUUCCUCAAAGAGAACCUGAAAGUGCUGCGUGUGAAGUUCGAUGACAACAGGGAACUGCCGAACUGGAUGUAUGGCAUGCGCAACUUAGAGGAGCUUUAUCUCACUGGAUCGCUAAGCCCUGAUGCCUCCAAGAAUAUAGUUCUGGAGUCACUGCGGGAGUUGAAGUGUUUGAAAACUCUCUCCGUUAAAAGCAAUUUGACCAAGAUACCCCAGUCCAUUGUGGAUGUUUCCAGCCAUCUGCAGCGGCUGUACUUACACAACGAUGGCACUAAGUUAGUAAUGCUCAACAACCUGAAAAAGAUGUCCUAUCUGAUUGAGCUGGAGCUGGUGCGUUGUGAUCUGGAGCGCAUCCCACACGCAAUCUUCAGCCUCACAAAUCUGCAAGAGAUUGACCUGAAAGAAAACCACCUACGCUCAAUAGAGGAGAUCAUCAGCUUCCAACAUCUGCGGAAACUGACCUGCCUCAAACUUUGGUACAAUUGUAUCACGUACAUCCCAGAGCAUAUCAAGAAGCUGGGGAGCCUAGAGCGUCUCUACUUCAGCCACAACAAGAUUGAGAUAUUGCCUUCACACUUGUUCUUGUGCAACAAGCUGCGCUACCUGGACCUGUCCAACAACGACAUCCAAUUCAUUCCCCCAGAAAUCGGAGUCCUUCAGAGUCUCCAGUAUUUCUCUGUCACCUGUAACAAGCUAGAGAAUCUACCAGAUGAGCUCUUCUUUUGCAAAAAGCUGAAAACACUUAAGCUUGGUAAAAACUCACUGUCCAUACUCUCACCUAAAAUUUCCUACCUAGCUCUACUGACAUACUUGGAUCUCAAAGGCAACCACUUUGAGGUUCUGCCACAAGAGCUGGGUUGCUGUCGUGCUUUGAAACAUAGUGGCCUUGUAGUGGAAGAGACACUGUUUGAAACUCUGCCUUCUGAUGUCAGGGACCAAAUGACGGCUGAAAGCGGAGUGGGGGGUAGACUGAUAAGCUGUUUAUAUCCCGGCCAGCAGGCCCACGUUUUGACUGGAGCGAAGAAUGGACGCCUUCAUCCCCGCAUUGAAACAUGGCUUUUAAAAGGAGGUGUUACUCGGUACUGCUGGAAUCGACAUAACUGGACCAGGACUCCUAAAGGAAUGUUCACCCUCACAGAAGUAGCCUCCCUGAACGACAUCCAGCCAACUUAUCGGAUACUGAAACCAUGGUGGGACGUCUUCAUGGAUUAUCUUGGCAUUGUCAUGUUGAUGUUGGCCAUAUUUUCUGGAACCAUGCAGUUAACCCGGGACCAAGUGGUUUGUCUUCCCAUUCUGGAGCCGACCACAGAGGAUGCUGGGGGAUUUCUAGCUUCCCAACCACCAGAGACAGUUGAUAGUUUAUGGAACAAAGAGAGCGCCAUUGGAGAGCAAGCUGCUCCUUUAAUGGCUAAAAAGCCUCCUGAUAUCAUCACUCCUACAGUUCCAUUCAAAUCGCCGGAGACUUUUGGCCAGCCUCAGCCUACAGGUGUCAGGACCAAACUUGAUUUUCAGCAGUAUGUGUUUGUCAACCAGAUGUGCUACCAUGUUGCCCUGCCUUGGUAUUCCAAGUAUUUCCCAUACCUCGCUCUGAUCCACACAAUUGUUCUUAUGGUCAGCAGCAACUUCUGGUUCAAGUACCCAAAGACAAGUUCCAAAAUAGAACACUUUGUUUCCAUACUUGGAAAGUGUUUUGAAUCCCCUUGGACUACCAAAGCACUGUCUGAGACUGCAUGUGAGGACUCAGAGGAGAACAAACAAAGAAUUGCCGGUGCCUCGUCCCUCCUGAAGCAUCUGUCCACGAGCAGCGAGGAGGGGAGUCCAAACCAGUCCGCCCCAAUGCUGAACAAAUCCGGGGUUACAUUUUCUGCUGAAAAGCUAGUUAGUGAAAUUCCAUCAAUGACCAUCUUGGACAAGAAAGACGGCGAGCAAGCAAAAGCCCUCUUCGAAAAAGUCCGGAAAUUCCGCGCCCAUGUGGAAGACAGUGACUUGAUUUACAGGCUGUAUGCCAUUCAGACAGUCAUCAAAACGGUCAAAUUUAUUCUGAUCCUCUGCUACACAAUGACAUUUGUUGCCUCCAUAGAUUUCGACCAUGUGUGUGAGCCUGAAAUAAAGCAUUUGACAGGAUACAAAAAGUUCCAGUGUACGCACAACAUGGCGUUCAUGUUGAAGAAGCUCCUUGUUAGUUAUAUAGCUCUCAUAUGUGCUUAUGGUAUAAUCUGCAUAUACACACUGUUCUGGCUUUUUAGGCGACCACUCAAAGAGUACUCCUUUGAAAAAGUCAGGGAGGAGAGCAGCUUUAGCGACAUUCCAGAUGUCAAAAAUGACUUUGCGUUCCUCCUCCACAUGGUCGACCAGUACGACCAGCUCUAUUCAAAGCGUUUUGGUGUUUUUCUCUCCGAGGUGAGUGAGAACAAACUGCGGGAGAUCAGCCUGAACCAUGAGUGGACCUUCGAGAAGUUGAGGCAGCAUGUUAUACGCAAUUCUCAAGACAAGUUGGAACUCCAUCUGUUCAUGCUCUCAGGAGUGCCAGAUGCUGUGUUUGAUCUCACAGAUUUGGAAAUCCUCAAACUAGAAUUAAUCCCAGAGGCCAGGAUAACAGCAAAGAUCUCACAAAUGGUAAACCUUCAGGAGCUGCACUUCUAUCACUGUCCUGCCAAAGUUGAACAGACGGCAUUUAUCUUUCUUCGUGAUCACCUCCGGUGCCUUCAUGUCAAAUUCACAGAUGUUGGGGAGAUUCCUAGCUGGGUGUACAUGUUGAAAAGUUUAAGGGAGCUGUACUUGGUUGGUAACCUGAACUCUGAAAACAACAAAAUGAUUGGACUCGAGUCUCUACGAGAUCUCAGGCACUUAAAGAUACUGCAUCUCAAAAGCAACCUCACAAAGAUCCCGACAAACAUAACAGAUCUGUCCCCGCAUCUGAUUAAGUUGGUUAUUCAUAAUGAUGGUACAAAACUCUUAGUGCUUAAUAGUCUAAAGAAAAUCCUGAAUCUUGCUGAACUGGAGCUUCUGAACUGUGAGCUGGAGCGUAUCCCCCAUGCUAUCUUCAGUUUGACUAACCUCCAAGAACUGGACCUAAAAUCCAACAACAUUCGCACCAUUGAGGAAAUCAUCAGCUUUCAGCACCUCAAGAGACUGACGUGCCUCAAACUUUGGCACAACAAGAUCAUCACGAUUCCAUUGUCCAUUAGCUAUGUCAAAAACCUUGAGUCGCUCUAUCUCUCACACAACAAACUCGAGUCACUACCCUUCUUAUUCACUCUUCUCAAGCUGAGGUACCUCGAUGUCAGUCACAACUCUAUCUCUGUAAUACCAUUGGAGGUUGGCUUUCUUCAGAACCUCCAGCAUUUUGCCAUUAACGCCAACAAAGUCGAGGUAGUUCCCAAGCAACUGUUCAAGUGCACCAAACUAAGGACCUUAUGUCUCAGCCACAACUGCAUCUCCUCCCUUCCAGAGAAAAUUGGCCAACUCUCCCAGUUGACACACCUGGAACUGAAGGGAAACUGUCUUGAUCGUCUUCCCGCUCAGCUUGGUCAGUGUGGUCUCUUGCGCAGGAGCUGCCUCAUUGUGGAAGAUCACCUCUUUGACUCGCUCCCCAUGGAGAUCAAAGAGAGCAUCAAUCAGGAAGCUAGCGUUUCUUUUCCAAAUGGAUGUAAAUGUCUAAGUGAUGGACGGUAGUCGCAUUCCAAAUGGCAUGAAAUGUCGAGCAUCACCUUGGGUUCAAAGACGUUUUUAUUUCUUUUUUCUUUAAUCAUGUCAUUGUCACUAUUAUACUUCAUGAUGUGUUAGCAACUUAGCAAGAGUUGGUAACAUUGGAGAAAUUUUAGAUAAACUCCAGAACGAUCAUGGGUUUUGUAACGCCAGUAUACAUAUUCAGAAUAAAUUAAAGGAAAAAACGUGAAUGCUUGAACCCCACUGUGAGGCAAUGUACUAGAAAUGUCCCUCUAUAGUGGGCAUUGUUGCUCGUAUGAUUUGGGUCUACUUGAAAGACUAACUUCAAAUCUGAUUGAAGUUAGUCCGGGAGUGGUUUGAUUCGUAUUAUUAUGAAGUUAAUGUCCUUUACAGUCACCAGAUUUCAGCCUAGUUGAACACAAAUGAGAGAUAUCUAACUGAAGUGUUAAACAGCGACUUCCACACCCUCAUUAAAACGUUAGGGAAUGUUUUUUGGAGUUGUGUUAAAUCCAUCCAAUAGAGUUCAGCGACAUAUAGUAAUGGAAAGGGGCAUUCUCCAUAUUCAGAUAAUGGUAAUUUUCCUCUGUUGCCCUCUCAGGGCGGGAAGCUUAAAUGCUGUAACAUUAUUGUACUGCUGUGACCUGACAAUUGUUAUCAGCUAAUCACUUUUCUAUUAAAUACCAACUGAACUAAAAUUCAUAGUGAAAAUUGAGAGGGCCAUUGGCCCAUUUUUCAUGUUAAAACAACAUAUUCGAUGACCUUAGCUUCUGUAACACAACAGACAAUGUUAGCAUUCUACCAUAAUCUACCAAACCUUACAUUAGCAAGCAACUCUUUCUAUUAUACUCUUUUAGGACCCUUGUCCACCUAGCGUUUGUUUUUGGUCAGAAAAGGGCUGCACGUCUGUCCUCUCUCUAUGACAGUCAGACAAGACACGAUCUGUAGGCGGCAAAAAUACAGGGAAUGUCAGACAUAAAAGAGCAUCAGUGACGCCAACAGUGCCUUUCUGGAAAGUCGAAAGAGUUUCAACUUGGAGCACUGGGAGCGGCUGAACAAAAAAGUUGGAGUGCUCAGAAAGAUGCUGGGCACUGUGCUUUUUCUCUGGGUGGCCACUUUCUGCUGUGAAAGCUCUCUACUCAUUGAAAACAAUUGAAAAAAAGAAAACGCUAGGUGGACUUGAGUCUAACCUUACGUUAAACAGUUAUAUUAGCCUUUAGCCAAUUAUUUGAUAGGAAGUGUUAUAAUGUCAUAGUGCUAGCUACUAUAAGCAUGACAUUAUAACAGCAUUUAAGCUAACCACCCUCAGCAUGAUGGCAGAGGGAAAAGGUCCACCGUGUUUCUAGACAUUUUAAGGGUUUCUUCCAGCAUGUGGUGGAACAUCACAUCAUUAAGACACUGUUGAUUUUCACAUUCCUCACAGUCGCUUUUUUACAUUUGUUUUUCUUAAUGUAGAUGCACAGUUGCAGUAAGCUCUCUCAUAUAUUUGACCUUUUGUAUGCACGGACAUCUAUAGCAGAACUACAAACAUUUGUAUACCUUUUAAAUUAUAACCCGUUUUUAUAAUUAUUUUGGGGAUUUUGAUGCCUUUAUUGUAGAGAUAGGACAGUGGAUAGAUUUGGAAAUCAGGGACGGAGAGAGUCAGGAAUGACAUGCGGGAAAGGAGCCAAAGGUGGGAUUCAAACCUGGGCUGCCUGCUUGGAGGACUCCAGGCUCCGUGCAUGCGCACACUAGCGGGACCCCCACUAUAACCCUUUUUAAACCUUAGAUUUAUUUGAUUCCCUCCAGAUUAGAUCUAGAUGCACUUGAGUGAGUUUUUUUUCAAGGGAAGGUUCACUCAAUGACUGAUAUCAGCUUUGGUGUCUAUGCUAAUAGGUUUUUAUAUGCCUACGAUUUGGAGUCUAAAUACAAGAAUGCAAACAUUACAACAAAGUCUGCAGUGCUCCUGGUAGUGAAUUACAGUAUUUUUAAAAAACAAGACACUCCUCUCCAGAAAGAGCGUCUCUGUGACCUUUACAUUUUUUACGCCUACAUUUGAUCAGCAAAAAAAAUAUUUGUGAAUUCUGUUUACAUUAAGUGUGUUGACUAUCCGGAGUGACAAGACUUUGCUUGUCCAAAUAGAUUAUUUUUAAAUAAACUUUCAGUGCUGUAAGCACCAUUAAUAAUACUGAGAGGAAAAACGUAUUAAAUCCCCAAGGAGAAAUUACAUUUGUAGACACAUGUAGGCCAGUAAUACACACACAUGCACAGUCAGGAUCCUGUGGUCAUGAACUAAUGUAGAGGGAGGGGCUGCCAUCCAGAGUGCCAGAGUAGUUGGGGAUUUGUUGUGCUGCUCAAGAACCUCUGCAGGGCUCGCUUAGUGAACUGGCCCCUCUUUAGCAACCAAACCAAUUUCCAUAAUCUAGUCUGGAUUGGGACUUGAACCGGCUAUUCUCUGGUUCCCAACCUAUAUCCUACAGACUGAGCUACUGCCCCCCCCCCCCAAUUUAUGACAGUAAAUUGAAAAUAAGACUUAAAAAAAGAUGAAUACUGUAACUCCUGCUUCCAAGACCAGGAAAGUUUAAUUUGGACUCUUACCACUCUUAGUCAAAAACACUUCAUUAACAAAAACAACAACUGCGUACGUAUGACCUUGUAUCCUCAUUAACCUUAUGCAUUCCACUUUCAAUGUUCUUGUAAAACAUUUUCAUGUACACAUCAGAAGAGAUAAAGGUUCCUAUCUGACCAUUCUAGUCUACUUUUUUUGAAAAAUCUGACCCAUGCAUUUAUUUUUUAUACAUUUUCCCCCCCUUAAAGGAGCAGGCAGCAGUUAGUUCUUUAUCCUGCUGACAGCUAACACACAUCGAUGUGUUUCUUUUUUUUGAAAACCUUUUCCCAUCAUCUUUUUAUUGUUGUAAACGGUAUAGUUAUUAUGUAAUUAGUGUGUUCAUUCUUUGUAUUUAUUACCUCAUUAUCUGUUCUGCUCACUGCACAGCACUUUAUAAACCUGAUUUAUAAACGUGCUCUAUGAAUAAAGGAACUCUCACUGUUACAUUGUUAUGACUGUUUUUCAAAGAUAGAAAUGAAGCUGUAUUCUCACUUCAAAGCUGGUUUUGCACCAAAAACACAAUACAUUUCCUUUUUUCUGUGUAACUCUACAGCUGAUUACAAAUAUUCCUGGCUGCAUAUCAUCAAAUGAGAAGAUUCACUGAACACUAGAAGGACGAGUGACAGAUGAUGAAUCUGAUGAAGCCGUGCGGGCGACACUCUUUAUUGGUUUGAGAAUAUAAUUAAAUCAAAAGAAGUAAUUCAGUCUUCAUGUGUGCGGUGAAUCUUCUCAUUUUCUGUCUUAUUUUAAAGCCUUUGACUUUAGAUUUAUGUGAAUGAUUUCAUGCUAAAUGUUUCUACAAAAUGCACUUUAUUCAUAGCAGGAUAUUUUUAUUUAAUGGACAAUAAUUAAAAAUUAACAACAUAGUUAUAGCCUGAUGUAAUACUUGUUUACACUUUAUGACACAACAUCUACAACAUAAAAUAAUUAUGUUUUUACAGAAGUUGACAAUCGUUAAGUUAAUGUUUAAGAUUGGAAUUUGAAAUCACCUAAAUGAGCGAACAUUUCACAUUUUUUCUUUGCUCCAUUUUUGUUGUUACAUUUACAACAUGUGCUAAACACAGACUGAAUUGUGUUCUGUUGUGUAUUCUCUUAUCGUAGCCUGUCCUAUAACGAAGCUUCAUUUCAUGGACUGAUGUUAAUCAAAGCUCGGGCUGAUAAAUAAAGUUUUA
Molecule: messenger RNA, 8993 nt
Organism: Labrus bergylta (ballan wrasse)
Lineage: Eukaryota; Metazoa; Chordata; Actinopteri; Labriformes; Labridae
Source: RefSeq, a predicted model, not a curated record